AUGACGGCCAAAAUUGAAGCCCUGAAGGACAGAGACGAUGAACGCAAAGCGCAUACCCCCUCCCACCAAAUGAUGGCAAAGACUCCUAGUACUCCAAUGACAGCAUCAAAAGCGAACUUUUGGUAUCGCGACGAAGAGGAUCAGAUGCCCCUUACUCAAGCGCGAAGCAGCACCUCUCAUUUCGCGGUGAGUACAUCAACUGCUGCGUUGCGAGCCUCUAGUAGUACCAGCGCUUUUGAGUCGUUCGACACACCAAAUGCAAAUCGCAACAUUUCCCCCUAUGCUUCAUACACUUUGCCCAAGAGCGGUGCCGAGCUCAACCAUCUCCGCCAACAGGUCAGUGCCGAAUACUCGAACCGGACGCAAGCACAGAAGUUGAAUGGUACCCGGCCUCAGACACAAAAUGCUAUAUUCACCCCCGCCCCAGAGCGCCUCAGUCAGAUCUCGACACCUUCAGAGCCUGAGAGUGCCGCUACAUCCACCACCUCCCUUCGAGAUCGGCUCAAGGUGGCGCGACUUCGCAGCAACUCAAAGACACAAAAAGCAGAGGCCGAUAGUGAUCCAGCGAAGCAUACUCCUAUGCUGCCGCCUAAACUCCCAGCCUCUGCGACAUGGAGCAAUCUGUCUACGGCCGCUUCAACAAGCCCAAGUCUCAAGCCCUUGUAUCUCAAUCCUCGCCGACAGUCUUCUAUUUCAAGUACAACAAACUCCACGACUCGCAAGCCCAGUGUCAGUAGCGACAAAAGCCUCACUCUGGAACCUACCCCUUCCAAUGAGUCCGUUGAAAGUGAUCGCUCUAGACGCGCGCAGAGCACGUACAUCUCCCCGGUUCACAAAAUCAUCAACAGUGCCAGGUCUAGUGUUGCGGCUGCUCCGCGAUCUAACGAGAACACCAUUGAUCCAGAUGUGGUGAUUGCAGACGAAGAGAUGAAGCGACUUGGUGCCAAACGCAAAGACUUUGAAAAGGCAGCGCGUGUGCUGGACGACUUGCGUCGCAAGGCUGGACCAAAGGAUCGUGUCAGUCCGGCUCAGGCCUUGAAGAUGGCAACUCUUAAUAUCUUUGAACGUGGCGAGAUCAUCGAUUAUCGGGACAUUUUCUUCUGCGGCACCCAGACUGCUAAGAAACACGUUGGAGACCUCCACUCCAGUGCGGCCAACUUUGGUUACGACGACGAGCGUGGAGAUUAUAACAUUGUUAUCGGUGACCACCUGGCUUACCGGUACGAAGUCGUUGAUGUUCUGGGCAAGGGCAGUUUCGGUCAGGUCGUGCGAUGCGUAGACCACAAGACCGGGGCUCUGGUUGCGAUUAAGAUUAUUCGCAAUAAGAAGCGAUUCCACCAGCAAGCCCUGAUUGAGGUCAACCUUCUACAGAAAUUAAAGGAGUGGGAUCCUCACGGCAAGCAUAGUGUGGUUAACUUUACCCAGAGCUUCUACUUCCGUGGUCAUCUGUGUAUUUCAACCGAACUCCUUGGCAUGAAUCUUUAUGAAUUCAUCAAGGCUCAUGAAUUCCGAGGGUUCUCGUUGAAGCUAAUUCGUGUUUUCACCAAGCAGAUGCUGAGCAGUCUUGUGCUAUUGCAUGCGAAGAAGGUCAUUCACUGUGACUUGAAGCCCGAGAACAUUCUUCUUGUUCACCCCCUGAACUCUGAAAUCCGAGUCAUUGAUUUUGGUUCCAGUUGCUUUGAGAAUGAAAAGGUCUACACCUACAUCCAAAGUCGCUUCUAUCGUUCGCCUGAGGUUAUCCUUGGAAUGUCGUACGGUAUGCCGAUAGACAUGUGGAGUUUGGGUUGUAUUUUGGCUGAGCUUUUCACUGGCUAUCCCAUCUUCCCCGGAGAGAAUGAACAAGAACAGCUUGCUUGUAUCAUGGAGGUCUUUGGUCCUCCGGAAAAGCAUUUGAUUGAGAAGAGUUCACGCAAGAAGUUAUUCUUCGAUUCUCUCGGCAAACCACGUUUGACUGUUUCCUCUAAGGGACGCCGCCGUCGUCCAAGCUCUAAGGAACUCCGGCAGACGCUCAAGUGCGAUGAUGAAGCUUUCCUUGACUUCAUCACUCGCUGUCUCCGCUGGGAUCCUGCUCGACGACUUUCGCCCCACGAUGCAUUGAAGCAUGAAUUCCUCACGGGUAUCAAGGCUCCUCGGUCUAGGAUGUACUCAACAAGUUCACCCUCCAAGCGGGUUGUCACGUCGGCCGCUCGUCCUCUUCCCGAGCCUCCGGGAUCUACGCUGAAGAGCGGGUUCAUCCGCUCUCGCGAUGUCUCGGGUACUUCCCCAGUCAAGAGUAGCGGUAAACGCCACUCGACCAUCAACGGUCCACCAUCCAGCCCCGGCAAGCGAGGCUCCAAUAAUUCUACUGUCGGAUCCGCCCUUCCUCGCGUUUCGGCGCGGAGUAUCAGUGGGAAACCAGACCUCGCUACUGCGGCGGCUGCGACAAGUCUGGUGAGUUAG
Molecule: messenger RNA, 2439 nt
Organism: Penicillium paradoxum
Lineage: Eukaryota; Fungi; Ascomycota; Eurotiomycetes; Eurotiales; Aspergillaceae
Product: putative protein kinase
Exons: 1
Coding region: 1-2439 (812 amino acids)
Biological process (GO): peptidyl-threonine phosphorylation; peptidyl-serine phosphorylation
Molecular function (GO): protein serine/threonine kinase activity; ATP binding
Source: RefSeq, a predicted model, not a curated record